GUAUGAAAUCCGUCCCGACUGUUUUGGUCUUGCCUGUGGUGUUUGGAUGUAUCCCGGAUUCCAGCGCAGUCAGGUCCACCGUGUAUUAUGGUAUAGACCAGGAGGCUGUGAAGGGCUGUGAACUGGUCGAGCUGCUGCAUUUGUUAUCUGUGUUGCUGAGUUGGAGACGACGAUUUUAGUCGAAGGCACAUAUGGACCGUCCUGAUGAUGGCGUCUUGGAGAGCGGGCGAAUUCUGAGAAUUUCGUCGGGUUACUUGACCUAAUGCUUCGGCACAAGGCUGCGGACACCUGGUCUCAACUGCGUGAGAGCCUCAUACCUUUUCGGAAAUCUGAGGUAGACCUUUUGCGGACUGGU
Messenger RNA from Mytilinidion resinicola, 355 nucleotides. RefSeq lists its product as uncharacterized. The transcript has 2 exons. Lineage: Eukaryota; Fungi; Ascomycota; Dothideomycetes; Mytilinidiales; Mytilinidiaceae. The annotation marks the transcript as partial. The record is from RefSeq and is a predicted model, not a curated record.